Molecule: messenger RNA, 1428 nt
Organism: Xylona heveae TC161
Lineage: Eukaryota; Fungi; Ascomycota; Xylonomycetes; Xylonales; Xylonaceae
Exons: 1
Coding region: 1-1428 (475 amino acids)
Molecular function (GO): DNA binding
Source: RefSeq, a predicted model, not a curated record
AUGGAAACCUACCAUGGCCAUGUGCGUACCCCUGCGGACGCUAUUAUCCUCUUCGAAGCAUGCCGACUAGGUUUAUUGCCUCGAGUUCAGCGGAGAUUAUCGGAAAAGGAACGUCAGUCAAUAAAGUCCGGCUCAGUGUUUGUCUGGGAUGAACGAGAAGCGGGCAUGAGAAGAUGGACGGACGGGAAAUCAUGGAGUGCAAGCAGAGUGUCUGGAAGCUUCUUGACAUACAGAGAAAUGGAAGGCAAGAGAGGGGGAAGUGGGUUCCCCGCCCCUGUCGCUGCAGCAAGGGCUGGCAGAACACCAGACAGUACCCGAGGAAGCGACUCAGACUUGGACAUGGCAGGCACCGACGAUGGGCCAGACGGAUAUCGUUACAAGCCGGAUGGGUUGAUGAAGCAAUCAUUCAGCAUCACGACCUCGACCGGUGAGCAUCUUCACCUGAUCAGUUACUAUGCGCGCUCGCAUCCUGCUGCUCAGGGCUUGAUGCAGCCGACCAACGACCCGGCCCUGCGGCACAUUCGUCCGCAGAAGGGCAUGUAUCCCGAGUCCACUGUGCACGAGCAGCAGAAUGUGCCCGUAGUCACUCGCGCUCCCAUGGGCGGUACUCCCUUUGCCAUGACUCCGCAUGCUAUUCCCGUCGGUCCUCCAGCUUACGCCCGCCCUCCAUCUGCACAUCAAGGGGCCUACCCGCCUCCAGCCUACGGCUGGCCGCCAAGCCCGAUAUCGACUCCUCCGGCCCACUAUGCUAUUUCACAAUAUCCUCCCGGCGCAUUGCCGCCGCCCUCUGCAGUGGUUGGCCAGCCGCCCGCCGUUCAAUACGCACCCGUGAUGCCACCACCCACGUCGCAACCAGUUGCAUCUGCACCGUAUGACCGCCCCGUUGAGACGAGCCUCCCUCAUCCGCCCCCUCCUCUUCAUCGAAGCCCCGCAGCUAGUGCUGGGCCGGCACCUCUGCCACUAUACGUUCCGAAUCCGUCGCCUCGCGUUGCGCCAGCAGCUCUGGUGACUCCUCCGCAGCCGCCGCCUCUACAAGGCUAUACCUCGAGCCCGAUCAUUCCGAAGAUUGAGUCAAGGCUCACUCCAUCUCUGGCGCAGCCGAUUCAUUCCGGCACUCGAACACCCCCAUCUUCAUCGGCCAUCUCACCUGCCUCCUCAAGGCCGGAGAUCUCUGAGCCAGACGUACCUCCGAUGAGAACGGCUCGAGACGAUGAUACCAGUAGGACGAUACCUAGCAUCGGAACGCUCAUUAGCCAGGCCAAUGAGAGCCCCGCCGCAAUUGCUCGAGCUGCAAGCCGGACAGAAAGCAGAAGUCCACUCGUCUUGCCCCCGCAAUUGGACGGCCCUCAUGAUAUUCCAAGUGAAAAACUCGGCUUCGGCGAAGACAUGAGGGCUUUACGAGUGCUAGACCGUGCUUUUUCUGCUUAG